CGCAAUGCUUUUUUCAUUUUUAACUUCUUAGUAACCUGAAAAAGUAACUCGUGAAUUUUGGUUUACCCCAAAAUGCAGGUUUUACUUGGGGGGGUAAUAGUGUGCUUCAAGUGAUAGAGGAUUUUGAUUUAGGUUCAUCUUUUCCGAUAUUCAUCUAAUGGCACCCUGCCGAUAUUCCUCUGCUUCCUUGCAUUUGCAAAACAGGCACUCGCCCUCUGACUGCUCUCCACAAUUUCCAUUGCAAAAAAUGUCGAGGUUUGAUUAUCCAACACUCCCUCGACAAGACAUCAUCGCUGUAUUAGCUGAUAAUCAAAUAGCCUCCAUCUCCGACGAGGAUCUCCUCAAACCCACUGCCGACUUUGUCUCCAACCUCUACUCCAGCAUUCUUCUCUAUAUCAACACUUUCCAGGAUGAUCAUGACCAAGUGGAUUUUUUGGCUCUGGAGCAGCUUGAGAACCCCGAUCUUCAUGUUGACUCUUCUCGGGCCAUGAAUUUGUUUCAUAAGAUAAGGGAGAUGUUGGCUGCUUUGGAGUGUCCCGAGAUAUUUACUCUCAGGGAUUUGAUCAAGCCUGAGCCUGAUCGCACCAGGUUCUUCGUCGGAGCCAUCCUCAAUUUUUGUCUUCACAGAGACACUAAGUUAAAUGCUAUAAGACCGAUUGUGGAAGAUCUGACUCUCAUCGAUGAACAACGGCUAUCUUUGGAGGCUAGAAUAUCUCAGUUAAACGAAGAGAUUGCAGAACAACAUGAAUCAAGAGAAAGGGAGAUGCCUCUGGUUCAAGAAAUAGAUUCUAAUGUUAAGGAACUGAGGCAAACAAUUUCUGGUCUUAACAAUCACCAGAUGUCCUUGAAGGCCUCAAUAAGAAAACUUAAGGAGAGGGCUAAAGAGAUGGAUGAGAAGAUUUCUAGUGCAGACUUUGCAUUGGUACAAGCAGUUCAGGACAAUGCCAAUUUACGUUCUAAGAUUGUCCAAUCACCGGAUAAGCUUCAGAGAGCACUGGAGGAAAAGAAAUCAUUUCAAGUUGAGACGAGGAAUGCUGAAAGAGCAGCAAUGCAGUCCUUUCAAAAUAAAACUGCAAUUCUUGAGGUUUAUACAAAGGCUUACAAGAAAAUGUCCAAGAACUUCAAUCAGAUGCAGGCUAUACAGGAGCAGGUUAACUCAACCAAAUCUAUUGAGAAAGAUGUUAAGGUUCUCAAACUGAAGUUGAGUGACGAGGAAGUACUGGAAAAAUCCCUUGAAGCUAAACUAGUUGAAAGGCAAGGAAAAGCAGACCAAUUGGAAGAAUUAAGAAAGCAAUUAGAGAGAGAAAGAGAUCUUAGUUAUGAGGAGGCUGCCAAAGAAUUGAAAAAUGUAAAGUUGGAAGUGGAAUCAAAGAGGCACGGUCUUGAAGCAAGGCAGAAUGACUUGGAGGGUGUGCUUGCAGAGGUGGAUGCAAUAAAUGAAAAAAUUAAUUCAGUAAGGGAGUCUGGAGCAUCCAAAUGCCAAGAAUUGGGCCGUAAUUGCGAAGAAGUUGUAGCAGAGUUUUAUCGUCACUCAAACUCAAUCAGAGACUUGCUACCGCACAAUUGAAGUGGACCAGGCAGUUAUUGAGAAAAGGAGCUGAUCUUUUAUUAUAUCAUUACAGUGAAGUAGAGCCGUUCUACAGUUACAGUCCCGAAAGAGCGGGAAAACCUUCAUGACUCAGUUUAAGAUCUACAACACGUAAGGCAUGGGUUGUUGCUCAAUUUGAUUUCUGAUAUUGUUGUCUAAAAUUGUCGAUAUUUUUAUACAGUUUGUCUAAAAGGUUCAUCUUUUCCUUUCUUUUUGUCCACCUCACUUUGAGAGGCUUUAGAAUUUUCGGUCUAAUUUAUACAGUAUUACUAGUAGAAAGAAUGGAAGAGAGAGAGAGCAAGCUUUUUAGGA
This is a messenger RNA of Lycium ferocissimum, 1900 nucleotides long. Its product is annotated as kinetochore protein NUF2 homolog. Gene Ontology annotation, cellular component: Ndc80 complex; kinetochore. Gene Ontology annotation, biological process: attachment of mitotic spindle microtubules to kinetochore; mitotic spindle organization; meiotic chromosome segregation. Bases 158 to 1567 code for a protein of 469 amino acids. The record is from RefSeq and is a predicted model, not a curated record. Lineage: Eukaryota; Viridiplantae; Streptophyta; Magnoliopsida; Solanales; Solanaceae. Gene Ontology annotation, molecular function: protein-containing complex binding. The transcript is spliced from 2 exons.